Nasonia vitripennis (jewel wasp) is the source of this 1039-nucleotide messenger RNA. RefSeq lists its product as uncharacterized. The coding region runs from base 636 to 1019 and encodes 127 amino acids. Lineage: Eukaryota; Metazoa; Arthropoda; Insecta; Hymenoptera; Pteromalidae. The record is from RefSeq and is a predicted model, not a curated record. The transcript is spliced from 6 exons.
CAUUUAAUGUAUCUUUGUAGGACAUGAAUGAACCGUUCAACUUCUAUAAUGGCCAUAUUAACGGCUGCAAGGCAACUUCCCUUGACAAUCCUCCAUAUUUACCUAAUGUCAAUGGUAAUCUAUUAGCAAGAAAAACCGUUUGCAUGAACGCCAAACAGCAUUUGGGUAAUCAUUAUGAUCUUCACAACGUUUAUGGUACUAGUCAAGCAGUGGUUGUUAAUCAAACAACGUAUGCAGACUCUUGAUAAGGAAUUCAAAGCUCUGGAAGACGAAUGCAGGAAAGUGAUGAGAAGGUCAAGUUCUCUCAAGACUUGAACUAACAAUUCAAAGAGCAAUGUCGAGUUGCUGUUGCUGACAGCAUUAAUAUAAGAUAUUGAAUGCAGGUGUGUGGGCGAGAGGUCGUCAAGGCUGAUCUCAUAACUUACCUGCACUUCCCUAACUCAGAAGAUAUUCAGAUGGCGUCGUUACGCGACUGGAUCGCGAGCUUGAGGCCGCUUCAUGCAUUGGCGCUGAUUUUCGAAAAAUAAAUGAAGAUCGCGCUGGAUUGCUGGAACGAGUCAACGGCUUUUGGAGUCAUUCUGCAGCGAAUCUUCGAACUGAGCACACGCCUUUUGUCUUUUACACCGUUUUAAGCCAUGGAAGCGUUACUUGAGCGUGACUACCGUCUGUCAUUUCCGGAUAUUAACCUGCUGGACGUGGAGCUCUGGGAGCUCAUCAACAUCGUGCUGCUGCAGAUGAUGAGCAUCACGGACCCUUUGGCAUCAGAGCUGCCUGGGAUAAUCAGCAUCAAGACGAGGGACUGGAGUUUUCAGCAGAUAUCUGCGAAAAUCAACCAGCGCUAUCACCACAGUUUCAAUCGUCGUAUCACAGAAAUCAAUGGAUUUACAGAUGAUAUGUUUGGAAGCGUGAGGCCAGUUGAAGUAAUUACUUCUCUGGGUCCUCUCUGGAAUUUCACUCCUAGUUACUUCUACCACCAGUUACUGAUGUAUAUUUUUUUAUCGGAAUUUCAUUCACAUUAAAUAAAUAAUAUAAUAAAAAC